AUGAGCAGCCCCACCAUCAAGCUCAACAGUGGGCACGAGAUGCCUCAAGUCGGCUUUGGCCUGUGGAAGGUGGAUAACGCCAACUGCGCGGACAUCGUCUACAAUGCUAUCAAAGUCGGCUACAGGCUUUUCGAUGGUGCUUGCGACUACGGCAAUGAAAAAGAAGCCGGCGAAGGCGUCCGCCGCGCCAUCAAAGACGGCCUGUGCACACGCUCUGAUUUGUUCAUCGUGUCGAAGCUGUGGAACUCCUUCCACGACCCGGAGCGCGUGGCGCCAAUCUGCAAGAAGCAGCUCGAAGACUGGGGCCUCGACUACUUCGACCUCUACGUAAUCCACUUCCCCAUAUCGCUCAAAUACGUCGACCCCUCAGUGCGCUAUCCUCCCGGAUGGUCAGACGAAGAUGAUAAAGUAACGCCCGGGAAGGCCACCCUCGAGAGCACCUACCACGCCAUGGAAGACUUAGUCGACCAGGGUUUGACGCGGAGCAUUGGCGUGAGCAAUUAUGGCGGCGCCCUGAUGCUGGAUCUGCUCCGGUACGCGCGAAUCCGGCCGGCCACGCUGCAAAUCGAGCAUCAUCCGUACCUGGUGCAACAGAACCUGCUAGACCUGUGCAAGGCCGAAGGCAUCGCCGUCACGGCGUACUCGUCGUUUGGCCCCCAGUCGUUCCGGGACCUGGGCAUGGAGCUCGGAAAUAACACGCCGCUGCUCUUUGACCACCCUACGAUUAAGAAAGUGGCGGAGAAGCAUGGAAAGACGCCAGCGCAGGUGCUGCUCCGGUGGGCAACGCAGAGGGGGCUGGCUGUUAUACCGAAAAGUGCGAGCCAGGACCGGCUGAAGCAGAAUCUGGACAAUGUGAGCUUCGACCUUGGUGAGGAGGAGGUGAGAGAAAUCAGUGGGUUGGAUAAGAAGUUGAGGUUUAACGACCCGCUUAACGUGAGUAAUGGCGCUGCCCAUCCUCUGUGGAACGACAGCUGA
Molecule: messenger RNA, 975 nt
Organism: Coniosporium apollinis CBS 100218
Lineage: Eukaryota; Fungi; Ascomycota; Dothideomycetes
Product: NAD(P)H-dependent D-xylose reductase xyl1
Exons: 2
Coding region: 1-975 (324 amino acids)
Biological process (GO): D-xylose catabolic process
Cellular component (GO): cytosol
Molecular function (GO): D-xylose reductase (NADPH) activity
Source: RefSeq, a predicted model, not a curated record